Molecule: messenger RNA, 1518 nt
Organism: Penicillium arizonense
Lineage: Eukaryota; Fungi; Ascomycota; Eurotiomycetes; Eurotiales; Aspergillaceae
Product: MFS transporter
Exons: 4
Coding region: 1-1518 (505 amino acids)
Biological process (GO): transmembrane transport
Cellular component (GO): membrane
Molecular function (GO): transmembrane transporter activity
Source: RefSeq, a predicted model, not a curated record
AUGGAAACGCCACAAAAAGAGUCAGACUCAAACUACUCGACUGCAAACGACGAAGACAGUGUCACACACCAAACCCCUGAUAUCGAAAAGCAACCAAGCAAUACCGAAACAACAUCACCUGCCACAGAGCAAUACCCCGAGACCGACUUGAGCCGCGGUAUAGUAGGAUGGGACGGACAAGAUGACCCCAACAACCCGCAGAACUUUUCCACAGGCAAGAAGUGGGCCUUGCUCGCACUUAUCAGUGCUAUGACUCUGAUCUCGCCCCUGGCCUCGAGCAUGUUCUCACCGGCCAUCACAUACAUGGCCGCAGAAUUCAAAGAGACCGAUGAGACAAUUCUUUCGUUCAGUGUCAGCAUCUACCUUCUCGGGUAUACAUUUGGCCCCCUCCUCUUGGCUCCGCUAAGUGAAGUCUAUGGCCGCCGCAUCGUCCUCAGCGGUGCAAACUGGUUCUUCGUCGUCUGGCAAAUUGGUUGUGCCCUCGCCCAGAACAUCGAAACCUUAAUCGUCUGUCGCCUCUUCGCUGGAAUCGGCGGUUCGGGCUGCCUCACCCUCGGAGCUGGAGUGAUUGCAGAUCUAUUCCCACGUGAGAAGCGCGGAAUGGCAACCUCAAUCUGGGCCAUGGGACCCCUGAUUGGCCCUGUGGUUGGUCCAAUUGCAGGUGGAUUCCUUGGUGAGCAGGUUGGCUGGCGGUGGGUCUUCUGGCUAUUGCUCAUCGCCGGAGGCGUCCUGGCCUUCGGUGUGGAAGUCUUGAAUAAGGAGACAUAUCCUUCCGUUUUGAUUCGGUGGAAAAAGGAAAAACUCGCAAAGGAGCUUGGGCGUACGGACUUGCGCAGUGCCUAUGACCUGGAUGAGGAACCUGCUCCUGUGAUGGAGGUCCUGGCGCGGAGCUUCAAGAGACCUGUCCUGUUGUUUUGCAAGUCGCCCAUUGUGUUCCUUUUGUCGACAUACAUGUCUCUCAUUUAUGGUCUUCUGUACCUAUUCUUCACAACCAUCUCCGAUGUCUUCACCAGCCAAUACGGCUUCUCUGUCGGACUCUCUGGACUCGCAUACCUCGGUAUCGGAAUUGGAUUCAUGUCUGGCUUAAUGGUUAUUGCCCUGACAAAUGACAAGGUUAUGAUAAAACUCACUGCACGAAACGGUGGCAAAUUCGAACCAGAGAUGCGUCUGCCAAUGAUGACAUUCUUCGCCUGCGUCUUGCCAAUCAGCUUCUUCUGGUAUGGCUGGACUGCUGAUAAGCACGUCUUUUGGAUCGUGCCUAUUAUUGGCAUGUUUCCAUUCGGGUUCGGCAUGAUGGGAGUUUAUAUGCCGAUCCAGACAUAUGUUAUUGAUUGUUAUCCGGCUUAUGCGGCGUCAGCUAAUGCUACACUCACUGCGACAAGAUCGCUUGUUGGGGCUAUGUUGCCGCUCGCUGGUCCUGCGAUGUUUAAUGCUCUUGGGCUGGGAUGGGGAAAUUCUUUACUUGGAUUUGUCGCUUUGGCGUUUGUUCCUGUGCCUAUCAUCUUUACCAGGUCUUGA